UCUCUGGAACAGAAGUGGCUGGGAGUUUUUUGAACUCGAGCUCCUUUAACAGAACGGUGUGUAAAAACCCACUGAAAGUUUCAAGAGUUUGAUCACAGCCUUCAUAAUGGUGAGAAUUUAGCUGACUACAGUCAGGAGCGGAGAAAAAACAUUCUGGGACAAGAUGGAACCUGAUGCCUCCAGCACCUCACUGGACCUGAUGAGAAGCAAUAGUGAUGAUGACUGCCAGUCUUCUGACGAACGAAAAAAACACGAUGGGAAUAAUGUUGAUGACAAUGCUGUCCACAACUCUGAAAGCAAAGAGACAGAACCUGAGCCAGCUGGGCCAUGCCCAGAUAUUAUCCAUACCCACUCACAGUGCAACGCUGACUCCAGUUACACAGUCACCUGCACGGUCAGCAUGGUGCUGGCUGUGCCAAGAGGUUAUGAAGAUGAUCCAGUUAUGACUACAGAGAAAGAGAGGAAACUCAAGAAAGUCCAGCCUAAAUGUAUUAUAGAGGCACCCAAAGCACAGGCCUAUUACCACAUAGAAUACAAUCUCCUGCCUGAUGAUAGUGAGCCAAUCAAAGUAGACUUGGUGAUGUUUGGUUUGGUGGCAAAGGUGUAUAUGGAUAAUGAGACAAAGGUGCUGAAGGCAUGGCAGGAGGGUGAUCACCUUUGGCUGGGGUGGUCUCAGGCCGUGAAGCUCAGUGUGACCAGAGAGCUGCUUAUAAAGAUGUCAUCACAUAAAAUAACCUUCAGGCUGUGGGACACCAAGGACAAAGUGUCUCCUAAAGCAAAAUAUGACAGACCCAAAGCCUUCAGAUUGCCACAGGGAAGGAGAGUGGAGGAUCCAGACCAAAGAGGUGCUAACCUGGACUGUGAACCGGAAAGUGCAGGUGGCAUAAAGGGUAUGGUGUAUAAGUUGCGAGCUCUUUAUGAGAAACAGAACCCAAUAACUACAACUUCCAAGAAGUGCCAAAAAGACAUCAUAUCAAUGGAGUACAAACGACCUUCAAAGCUCACGUGUGACACAGAUGAUCCCAAACUGCCCACUAUGGAGGCAAAUGGAGUCAGUGAGAAACCUCUGUCAUCUGUAGUUCUGAAAACUGAUGGAUCGCUAGCACAAGAAGCAGCAUUUUCCAACCAAAGUUAUCCUAAUGGAGGAAAGCAGAAUACUGAAACUACUGAUCCAAAAAGCAUCAAGUCUGAAGCCACUGCGGAUCAAGAAAAGGACAUGGCAUUGUCAAAGUUAUCACAGAGACAGUCAUUAGAUCACUGUAUGAAAGGCCCCAAGGACACAACAAUCUCUUCUACAAAGAGUGGCACACUGAAGGACAGCAGUUUGGUGGCAUCCAAGAAGAAACAUGUUCAGAAAACUGUUCAGGAGAGAACAGAAGAAGAGGACAUACGCAAAAAUGGAGUCGCCUCAGCUGAGCUCAAGGCCAUGUAUUUUCUUGCAGGAGAGACGUCGCUGAUAGACUGUUUGAUGAUCCGCUGUAGGAGAGUGUCUAAGGUCUUGUGCAGCAUCACUCUGGAUCAGCCGCUUAUAUCUGACGAACUCAAGGCUGAGCUCAACCCAUUGAUCAUCACAAUCUUGUCAGCAUCUUCUCUGCCAUCUACUCCUGUUCCCUUCUAUGAACUUGAGCAAAAAUGCAUGCCUGUUUACUGCCAGUACAAGUUCCACAACAUGCCUGCCCACAGGACCAAAGGGCUGAGUCAUGGAUCUAACAUAUAUUUCAAAGAUGUGAAUGUGAUCUUCACUGGCCUCCUCAGCACUGAAGAGCUGCUUGAGUUCCUUAGGGGUCCACCGUUAGAGAUUGAGGUUCAUGACCGUGAUAGGAAACCUGAAGAACUUUCUUCUAGUCCAGCAAUUUUUGGCACAGAGGCCACUGAUGAUAAAUUAGCCAGCACAGCUCUAGUCCCUGCCAAACAGACAAUCUACAGCCCAUUUAGGGAAAUGAGGAAACUCUGUGACCCUUAUGGUAUUGCCAAGCUAAACUUUUCUGAUCUCCUCAGAGGACACAGGUGUCUGAAACUCAGCCUACCUAUAAGAGGUUCCCAUCCAGUACAAUGGCUGGGCACUGACAAGAAUGAAUGUGGGGAAAAUGAGGCUGAGACAGCAGGUGCUCUGGAUGCCCAGGACAAUGCUAUGACAAAUGGUCAUUAUCUUAGUGCGAACUCCGAGCUCAAGGUGCAGGUUGAAUUAGCACACCCACUCAGUCCUGACCCUGAUAAAAGUGAAGGGCUUUGCCCAUUUGGCCGUAUCAUUUACAUUUUCAAACACAACAAUAUUGCUUUUCUGGAAAAACUGAGGUCUGAAAUUUUAAGAAUCAACGCAGUGGCAUUUCAAGUACACUGCUAUAAUAAGGAAACAGCUGAAAGAAUCUUACAGGGUCAUAUAAUGGAUGCCACAGAAAGAGAAAAAAAAUAUUUGAACGCUUUAACAGGGUUUCAUUUCCUGGAUAACGCUCUACACCUUUUUGUCCUGGAAGGACUGAAGGAUGAAGCCAUCAAAAAGCUCUGGGAAACAGUACCUAUAAAGUGGGUUGAGGAUGUAGAGAAGCAUGUCACAGUUCUUUAUAACUCAGGUCUGAGCUUCUCAAAGAGGCUCUAUGACACUCUGGAUGUUGGGUUGAGUCCAAUUCAUCUCCACAAACCACUAGAGACCAUCAUGAGACAACCCCUGGUGUAUACCAGAGACGCAGUCCCCUACACCUGCCUACAAGCCAUGCUACGAAUAAAUCACCUCUGCCAAGUGAGGAAACUUGAAGCAGUGGUCCAAAACAACCUGUUCCCAUCAGCUGAAAUGGUUCAUAGCUUGAGGAAUGAGUUUGGAAUUAUUCCUAGCAGAGGAGUGGAGAUAUUAAUGCCAGACAGCAGCGAGGCAAAGGCUAUUUUGCAUCCUCAUGUGUCACAGAGGAGGAAACACAUACCCAUUGACAACUUCAAUAAAGAUUAUCUGGCAUGGAAACAGAGUCGAGCAAAUCUAGGGCUUUACACAAAAAACUUUAUACAGGUCAACAUUGAGGACAUCCAAACAGCAACAAGUGUUUUACAGACGCUAAAGCCAAAAGUGUUUGUAGGCAAAGUGGAUGAUGGUCAGUCUGCCCACAACUACAGUAUUCAGACAAUGAACAGCACCAGUCUGGCUAAAGAGCUACUGCGUAAGGAGAUGGCAAAGGAGCCAGCUCGCAGGUUCACCUAUAGUCAGCAUUACCACUCCUUCACAGUGGACCCUGUGGAUAUAGAGGCUGAGCGUAAGGCCUCGGAGGCCAGGUCUCGAGCUGCAUGGCGUACCUGCAAUGGCUUCAUCUAUUAUAAUUUCAAGGACAGCAUGGAGUCCAACCAACACCCCAAACACCCAGACGAGACUCGGGUGGAGGAGCUUAGAAAGCCCUGGAAAGAGAACAUUCUUCAUGAGAACAUACUUAAGCCAGUCCUGAACAGGAACACAUGGCCUUGGAGCAAACGGCACGAGGACUUUGAGCUUUACAGGAAACCACCUGCUGUUUUAAGUCCAGUACCCCCAAUUACUAUUCACCUCGCAGGAGAAGCUCUGCAUCAGGAACAGCUUCAAACUGCACGUGCUCAGUAUGUUAGAUGGCUGAGGAAGAUCUUGCCUGAUAAGGAGUCUGCAAGCUGCAGUCGAGUCCCAGAGUUCAAGUGCCAUAUGCGAAAAGCAGGCCUGGAUAAACUACAUGAUAUCCUGAAGGACAAGCCUAUGAAGCUAUCUCUGAGAGCAUGGAAGGGAUCGAUGCCCAUGCCAUAUACUGACACAAAGAAGGAAGAAAAACUGGAGCACAUCCGUUCGUCUGACACACAGAUGAAUGCAAGGCGUGCUAGUGAACACAGCAAUUCUCAAUUUGGACGUUACUGGAGGUCACACUCCUUUCAACACAAGCAAACUGCCCUGCCUCUUACAGAUGAAGAAAAAAGUUUGCACGUCUUUCAAAAACCUCAGAAUACCACCAAGAUAUACACAGAUUUGGCUAACACCCAGCACAAGCGAAAUGUCAUAGAAAUGAGGACCUGCAACAGUGUCACUAUUCACAUAAAAUAAAAAGCUUCAGGCUU
This is a messenger RNA of Pangasianodon hypophthalmus (striped catfish), 4056 nucleotides long. RefSeq names its product cilia and flagella associated protein 92 (putative) (gene cfap92). The record is from RefSeq and is a predicted model, not a curated record. The transcript has 19 exons. Bases 164 to 4042 code for a protein of 1292 amino acids. Lineage: Eukaryota; Metazoa; Chordata; Actinopteri; Siluriformes; Pangasiidae.